Messenger RNA from Polistes canadensis, 1243 nucleotides. RefSeq names its product putative fatty acyl-CoA reductase CG5065. Gene Ontology annotation, cellular component: peroxisome. Gene Ontology annotation, biological process: long-chain fatty-acyl-CoA metabolic process. The record is from RefSeq and is a predicted model, not a curated record. Gene Ontology annotation, molecular function: alcohol-forming very long-chain fatty acyl-CoA reductase (NADP+) activity. Bases 87 to 1178 code for a protein of 363 amino acids. The transcript is spliced from 7 exons. NCBI's taxonomy places the organism in Eukaryota, Metazoa, Arthropoda, Insecta, Hymenoptera, Vespidae.
CUAUAGUUUUUCAUUCUGCUGCAACUGUUAAAUUCAACGAGAAUAUAAAAUCAGCGACAGUUACUAACGUAUGUGGUUUGAAAUACAUGAUGAGCCUCUCAAAGGAAUUGCCAAAAUUACAAAGUUUCGUUCAUGUAUCCACGGUUUAUUCCCAAUGUAUCCACAAUCCAAUCGAAGAGAAAUUUUAUGAUCCGCCAAUGGAUGACGACAAGUUGAUAAAUUUAGUCGACAGUAUGAAUGAAAAGUUACUGGAUGACAUUACGCCAAAACUAAUUGAACCAUGGCCGAAUACUUACGUUUACACUAAAUCAGUCGCUGAAAAUAUAGUUAAAACGCAAAGUGGUUUAUUACCGAUAGGAAUAUUUCGUCCAGGAAUUGUAAUAUCCACGUAUCGAGAACCAAUUAGAGGAUGGGUUGAUAAUUUACACGGUCCAAUGGGAAUUUACGCUGCUGCUGGAAAAGGUUUAAUCAGAUCUCAUAAUUGUGAUGGAUCCGUAAAAGUAUGUUUAGUACCAGUAGAUUUGACAACAAAUGCGUUAAUUGUUAGCGCCUGGGACAUCGCAAACAAUCGGAGAUCCAAAGAUGACAUUCCUAUUUACAAUUAUGUCUGUUAUGAAAAUCCUAUAACUUACAAAGAAAUGACAGAAAUGACAUUUAAGUACGGGCACUUAACACCGACUAAAGAUGCAAUCUGGUACUGCAACUUUGGCCCUACAAAAUAUCGACUACUCCAUCUUUUCUACGUAUAUCUUUUUCAUUUAUUACCAGCUUUCAUAAUGGAUAUUGGAAUGUUAUGCUUUGCUAAAAAGCCAAGGUUCCAAAAAAUGUAUAAUAGAUUACACAAAAUGUUAAACUUGUGUAGCUAUUUUUCUCUAAUCGAAUGGAAGCCUACGAAUGAGAGAUGGAUCGAAGCAUUAAAAAAAUUAAACUCCGAAGAUAGAGAAUUGUUCUACUGCGACAUGAAAGACGUUGUAUGGGACACUUACUUUAAAACUUAUUUCUUAGGUAUAAGAAUAUACCUCUUGAAAGAUCCCAUUUAUACUCUCCCACAAGCUCGGAAAAAGUGGGAAAGACUUUACUGGAUUCAUCAAACAUUUAAACUUGUUAUUGCCUGUAUUUUUCUCACGAUCACAUGGACUAUGAUUUUAAAACUAUUCAUCACGUGCAAAUCUGCUUAAAAAAAAAAACAAGUUGACCUCAGGCAAUUUGGGCACGAAAUAAGAAGCGACAUUGAAUAUUUAUA